Messenger RNA from Cyprinus carpio (common carp), 1299 nucleotides. RefSeq names its product CDC42 small effector 2 (gene cdc42se2). The record is from RefSeq and is a predicted model, not a curated record. Gene Ontology annotation, molecular function: small GTPase binding. Gene Ontology annotation, biological process: regulation of Rho protein signal transduction. NCBI's taxonomy places the organism in Eukaryota, Metazoa, Chordata, Actinopteri, Cypriniformes, Cyprinidae. Gene Ontology annotation, cellular component: plasma membrane.
UUUUUUGUCCACACAGUGGGAGUGUUCCGCCUCAUUCAAGGGGUUUCCUUUCCUUCUCCAGCGCUGCUGUCAUUCACAACCAGAAGAGACACAAAGGCAGAUCACAGGUGAAGGUGUAAAGCUGGUAGCUAAAUGUGUGUUUAUCCCGAGGGAGGCUCGUCUGAUCUGAUGUCUCGCGCAGGUGCAUCAUUCCCCGCAUGAUCAGCUGAGCCUCGCAAAUCAGCAGCACACGGUCUGAGUGUUUGCUGAGUGGACUGAGCCAUAAACAGGCUUCCCAUCUGGAUCUCUGCCAUUGCUCUCUUCCUGCUCUCCGUUCCCUGGAUCCUCAGGCUGAAGAACACCAUCGUCCCCGAUCAGACCUUGAGCCCCGUCCAGAAGCGCCAGAGCCCCUCAGGGCCCACGGGCACAGCGGCACUUUAGGACUGUCUGCGAGUCAUGAGUGAAUUCUGGUUGUGCUUCAACUGCUGUAUCGCCGAGCAGCCACAGCCGAAGAGGCGGAGACGUAUAGAUCGGAGUAUGAUCGGCGAGCCGACUAAUUUUGUCCACACGGCUCACGUAGGCUCUGGAGAUAUCUUCAGUGGCAUGAACUCUGUGAACUCAGUUCAGAACCAGAUGCAGUCUAAAGGAGGCUAUGGAGGAGAGGCCAUGUCUGUUAAUGUACAGAUGCAGCUGGUGGAUACAAAAGCAGGAUAGUUUGUGUCGUUGGAAGGGGGUCCCGUGAUGAGCUUUUUCUGCUCUCUGGUUCCCCUCCAGCAGCUCUCCACGUGCCCCGGCGGCAACUUCUCACCUCAUUCUUACCCAGCAAGCACAUGGACAGAUGUGCAAAGAGGCAGGAUCCCACAGUGCUUCAGUGUUGUUUCAUCGCAUGCCCCUCCAACCUAGAAGUGCAAAGUGUGUCCCUGCUUUCUGUAAACUGUUGCUUUUCAUCACACACACCUGUGGGUCUGGAACCAAUGCGAACAGUCGUUUUGGGUUGGUUCUCUUUUGUUUGCUCAUGAAAAGACUGCUUUUAUUUUUGAUUCAGUGAUCAGCGUGGAGUGGACAACAGUGUUUGUAUGAGAAAGUGGCUGCUCACAGUCAUGCGGUGCCAGUCUGCUCAGUGCAACGGAAGGACAGGAAGUACUUUGUCUUUAAACAUGAGCACAUCAAAUGACAUUUUGAAGGAAAUGUGAUUGUUACUUUGCUAUUUACUUUUUGCAUUUCUUGUUUUUUUCUUCUGUUUUCAUUGUAGUGAUUUUUCAGAUUAGCAUAAUCACUGAUGCUGAAAGGCGUGAGUGGUGUUUCUUCUUCUGCUGUCUG